This is a messenger RNA of Astrephomene gubernaculifera, 762 nucleotides long. The record is from the annotation of a GenBank genome assembly. NCBI's taxonomy places the organism in Eukaryota, Viridiplantae, Chlorophyta, Chlorophyceae, Chlamydomonadales, Astrephomenaceae.
CACAGCUUCUCCCAUCCGACUCUUUUUUUCGUUCACCCCUUCGCACUUAUUCGUACCGGAAAAAAACAAGAAGCUGCAGGAGGUGUGGGAAGGCCCCAGCCACUUUAGCUGGCCACCUAUAAAGCAUGCCUAGUUUGCUUUCCUGAACAACACAAGCUGAACAAGAUAUAUACACUGUGGCUUGCUACGCCUCUCCGCCCAUAAACUUUAUAUAGUUAUCUCUGCGCACAACAUUUAAAAACAAAGCUGACCACACCUUGUGACCAGCAGCUUCCUCCUUCCUCGCCCUCAUCAUGCGCUCUUCGCUUCCCUCGCCGCUGCUGCUAGCAGCGACGCUGCUAGCUUUCCUCCUCAGCUCUCCCGUAUCUACGCACGCUCGCCAUCGCCAGUCCUCUUUCGACGACGACGACUCCACAAUCACAACCAUCACGUGCCCUCCGCCCGGCUUCUCGGCUGUCCCCAAGCUCAACCUCACGGCCUACACCUCCGCGCCCUGGUACGCCCAACGCCAAGCGCCCAUCAGCUACCAAGGCGAAGACCCUCUCCAGUUCCUGUACUGCGUUCGCGCGGAGUACGUACCGGUAAACGACCCACGGGUCAACGGACCGCGCCGAAACAGCGACGAUGAUGACAACGAUAACGGCAACGACAGUGGAGACGAGUACUACGAUGAACAGCAGGACAAGGGCGGAGCUGUGACGGGCGGAAAUUUGGGGCGUUACGGCGUGCCCGUUUACUCGGUACUUAACUACGCCAACCGAG